UUAACACUUUCCUGCAAAAUCCGGAAGUCGUUAUCUGAUAUCCUUUUCCCGCUGUCUCAGGAAGUAAUGUGAUUCAAUCUUCUUAAAAUGGAAAGUAAUUUCUCCAGUAUGACUCCAAAUGCUGCAUUUGCGCAAGCAAACAAUCAUCUUGCACUCAAUUUGCAUAGACAACUGGCUAGGGAAGGUGGCAAUGUUUUCUUUUCGCCUUUUAGUCUUUCGAUUGCUUUGGCAAUGCUGUAUUGGGGAACUCGGAACGAAACAGCUCGUGAAAUGAGACAUGUUCUUGGAUAUGAUUCUGCAAACAUCACAGAUGAUAACCUUCUGUCUAGUUUCAAUGAGCUUCUAUCCAAAUUGGAUAGAACUUCAGAGAACUAUGUGUUAAGUUAUGCAAAUAGUUUAUUAUAUCAAAGUGGUUUUGCUGUUAAAGAAGAAUAUAAAUCAGCUAUGAAUGAAAUCUUCAGAGCUCUGAUGGUUGAAGUGGAUUUCACGCGUGAUUCUGAGAAAGUUGUCAAGCAAAUAAAUGAAUGGGUGAAAACUAAAACGAAUAACAUGAUACCUCAGUUAUUAAAGUCUCUCGAUCCUAUGACAGUUAUGGUAAUACUCAAUGCCGUAUAUUUUAAGGGAGCGUGGUCAAAACCAUUUGAUGAAAGGUUUACAGGUUUGCAAAACUUCUAUAACAAUGGGAAGCGAUAUGGUGCAAAAGAAGUAGAAAUGAUGUACCACAGAGAAUCAUUUUUUUACUUGGAGAAGGAAACUUUCAAGGCUUUAAAAUUACCAUAUGAAGGAGGAGAAGUAGCUAUGCUGGUCUUUUUGCCUCAUUCUAGAAAUGGUUUGAGGCAGUUAGAAAGACAAUUGUCUUCCACUUUUGUUCAAGAUAUAGAAAGUGCAAUGUAUGAAACAACUGUAGAAGUAGCGUUACCGAAAUUUCGAUUGGAAUAUUCAAAAUCCAUGAAGAAAGCUCUCCAAGCUUUAGGAAUGAACCUUGUGUUUCAAAAUGGAGCAGAUCUUGGUGGAAUAAGUGAUUCUAAAGAAUUAAAGGUUUCAGAUAUCAUUCACAAAGCUGCUGUUGUUGUGAAUGAAGAAGGAAGCGAAGCGGCUGCUGUAACGGCCAUUCUUGUGACCACUUACUCAUUGUCGUUUGAUCCUACAUUUAUAGUGGAUCAUCCGUUCAUGUUUGUUAUUUAUGACACCAAGAGCUCUCACAUUCUUUUCAUGGGCAAAGUACGAGAAUUGUGAACUAAUAAUGAAAAUCUUAGCUCGAGAGUCAAGUCGAAGAGUUGGUUUUCACGAACUCCAGAUGAAUCUACUUGAUUUAAUAUUAUCAUCUAAUAGAAACAAGUUAUAUAAUAUGUAACCUGAAUGAUAAAAAAUAAAGUAAAUAGAACUA
This is a messenger RNA of Stegodyphus dumicola, 1387 nucleotides long. Its product is annotated as intracellular coagulation inhibitor 1-like. Gene Ontology annotation, molecular function: serine-type endopeptidase inhibitor activity. The record is from RefSeq and is a predicted model, not a curated record. Lineage: Eukaryota; Metazoa; Arthropoda; Arachnida; Araneae; Eresidae.